Sungouiella intermedia is the source of this 3510-nucleotide messenger RNA. The record is from the annotation of a GenBank genome assembly. NCBI's taxonomy places the organism in Eukaryota, Fungi, Ascomycota, Pichiomycetes, Serinales, Metschnikowiaceae.
AUGGAAUUCUAUCCUUCAUGCCAGACCCAGCAAUUGGCCCCGGUCAUUGCUCUAUGUCUUGGCUCCGGUGAUCAUGUUGUCACCCUUAGGAAACACUUUGAUGUAGCCAACAUCGACGCUCGCAUCUGGGACUCCAGCAUGCUAAAGAACAGACUUCUGAACAACAAGUAUAUUCUCCGAUACCACGAGUCCGAGCCCGAAAUUGAGUCCACAAUCUCGAGCUACAAAGCAAAGGUCCCUGGAUCGCACUCGCUCAUGUCACCUUUCAAUAAGGCCUCCGAUAUCUUCCCCAAUGGGAUUCUCUCUCAGAAGUGGUUCUCCAAGUACACUCUGAAAUUACCAUUCGUGGUCAUCUGCGUUUAUACAUUAGAAGAUAAAGAUGCCGACCAGCUGCUUGGAGAAGCCCUUCUCAAUGCCCGGACAAAAUAUUUCGACAUGGGCGUGCGAUUUGUUGCGGUAAUAGUUUCAUCCAGCAAAGAGGUGGAUGCAGAUGCUGAGAGAACAGCAAAUUUGCGCCAAAUCUCUGGCCUUGCUCGUCUCUCGGGCCUUUUCUACUUGAAUACUGCUCCGGAGACCCUCGAUAGAGACUGUGGUGUGUUAACAAGCACACUCUUACACAACUUGAAAACCUCUGCGACAGACUUCUACUCAGCCAUAGAGCACAAGGUUAGACAGCGCUACAGAAAGUACUACUCGUUCCCUGAGGCUGAGAUUGAUACGAAAAUUUCAUUGGAUCCAAAAUUUUUAGAAAUCCGCAAUUUAAUCAAACAGGCCAUGUUGACUCAGCUCAUUCAUCCCCACAACGUGGAGUCCAGUCUUUCCACAUUGGAACAGGCUUACGAGCAUUUGAUAGACUUGAUGCGAGAGCUCAUGCCUAACUUUGCUGAACCAUCGGUGUCACAACACGAUGCUGCAUUGUAUAAGCAAUUUCGUAAUUUGCUAGAUGUUCUAGCUAUUCAUCUCAUACGUGGUUACAUUUCCAUCGAGGAGCCCGUAGCCGCAUUAAGAAAGCAUGAUGCACAUAUUGCAAACGUCUUGGAUGCCGUUUCGCUCUCUGAAGUUGAUCAAUCCAUGUGGUUAUCUAUUCAGUAUCAUUGGCUAGCAGAACUUAUGGUACAGGUUCCUGCCUCUGUUUUGUCCGACUUACACAAGAUUGCAAAGGGAAAGAAUAAGAAUAAUCAGAAGAGUAUCGCCUACUAUGGCGGUAUAUCGUUCCAUGGUCAGUUCUUUUCCAGGGUGGUAACUGAGCCUUCUUUGUUAUUCCUCAAGGCAGCGAAAAACUUGGAUUCCGUGCAACUUUCUACCUCUUCUCUCACUUACUUGCAAGUGUACCCUGAUCAAGCUGGCGUCUGCGAGUAUAAGAUUCGGCUUUUAGAGGCUGCCAAACUGAAUGUUCAAGGGCCUUCUACAGGCAAAGAUAAGGACCAUAUUUCAUUUCAGGGAUUGGUUAGUCUCCUCGAAUGGCUUAUUGGAUGCGAGUAUGAGAAGCUUGGCGACUAUACGAGAGCCAUUGAACACUUUCAUGGAAGUGUUGAGGGCCAGAACACUCCUUGGGACAUCGUAACGGGAUCUGUCACCAGCAAAAUUGUGGCAGCCGUGGCUCAAAUUGAUGACUCGCAAGAGUAUUUGAGACAACUUGCAAAGCUUUCGCUAUUGAAGUCCACUUCAAAACUCUCUCUUCCCCAGAUGCAAUUUCCGGAGUCUGAAUAUGAGGUGACAGUACUUGGAGGUAAGUUUUUGACUGUCGACCUCUUUGUCUUUGAUCAAAACUUGAAAGGCGAAGCGCAUGCUUUCGACACCGUGACUUCGCAAUUCAUUUUCAACUCCAAUUUCGACACUUCCCUCUUGAAGAAUAUGUUUUCAGACAGUGAAGUCAAGAUACUCAUUGAGAAGUUGGAGGUACAUCUCGGGGAAAGAGGUGUGGUGACUUUGACAAGUAGUGAAUCUAGCAAAGAGGACCUUGAGAUUUUGAGAAUCGAACUGAGCGAACAUUCGUUAACACUUGGGGAUUUAACAAAGCAACGUAUACUUCAAUUACAAGAUGUUGUUACGGACUCAGGCUGGUACACUGUUAAUAACAUCGAUGUUCAAAUGAAAGUGGUGUUGAAAUCUCCAACAAAAUCUAUUAAUUUCCUCCAUUCUGAGUCGCAUGAGUUUGACGAUCAAGAAAUCAUCCAUUCUAAAAAGAUUUUCAGCAAGAACGAAAAGUUAGAGUCUCGCCUAGUCCGUGUGGAUUCUCGAGGUGCGAACCGAACAAUGAUCUUACCUUAUCGACCAGAUAUUGGCAUGAAGAUGUCAUUUCCAUUCGCAACGAUAAUUGUUGGAGAGGUUCUUGAGAUUCUGUUUGAAAUCUCGCAUAAAAAGACUCAAGUACAAUCCAUGAAUUUCUCAUCAGUAUCCUUGCAAGCACAGACCAAGGUAGUGGAAAAUGAAUUUGAAAAAGAUGAUUUGCCAGUUCAGACAAACUGGGAGCAAUUAAAAGAUGAUGAGCCAUUGCCAAUUUUGCAGGAGAUAAACUCAGAUCAAGUAUCCUUCAGCAGAUCGUUACGCAUGUCAAUAAGAAAGCCACCAGGCGCACUGUCAACGCAGGGUAACUUACGUGUUGUUUUGGAGGUUCAGAUGUUGGUCACAGAAUCUACUGGUGUAGUUUCUAUCUAUGAACUUGAAACGUAUCUGUUGCCUAUCGUUGUGGAGCCAUUUGGCAGUCUGCUUUCAGUGAGUCCUAAUUGCAAUGCUAAAGGUGAAUUAGAAAUGCCUAACCCAUUUAUUCUUGGCAUAGACUCUGGAAACCCCAGCAAAGAUUAUUCGAUGCCUCUGCCUUCUAGAACGUGGCGUGCUGAUAUUGCUAUUGAUGAUAAGUUGAAAUUAAUUGAGGCGGGGGAUAUGGAGCUUCUCAAAGCACACCUCAACUUGAAGAGCAACAACGCUGAGAUCGUCGUUGAACCAGUUGAGGAAACGGUUACUACCAAAGACUUGGUGAGCCAGCUUUUUGUUACGAAAAGUAAGCACAGGUUCACGGACCGAAACGUCACGGUGGUGGCUCAAGCAAAUUUUGAAUGGAAGAGAAAGGGUACUGAUUUGGUGAAUGUGUACGAAACAGAUGAAUGGGAACUCCUGCUUCCGUUGCAAGAUCCUCGGAUUUUGCUUCAAGUGACGGAUAUUGAUGCUCAGAACAUGCGAUUAGCCUACACGAUUGAAAAUCCUACUCCUCGAAUUCUCACUUUUACAACAACAUUGGCAGUGGACGGAGCUGCUUUGCAGGGUACCAAUUGGCUGUUCGAAGCGUCUCGGAACCUUUUGCCUACUAAGCAAUCUGCAUUCCCAGUAUUACCCUUCAGCCAAUACCAAAUGGUUUACUUGGGCCAGUACCAAUUAGAUGAAAAGGAGCAAGACAUCCAAUUGCCGCAUCUACAUGUCUAUGACGUCAACUACAAGGUGAGUUUGCCCACGCUUCCACUUGAUGACAAGGUGAUUUCCGAUAAACUGGCAUUGUACAUUAAAGGUACAUAA